Penicillium daleae is the source of this 474-nucleotide messenger RNA. RefSeq lists its product as uncharacterized. The record is from RefSeq and is a predicted model, not a curated record. The transcript has 2 exons. The coding region runs from base 1 to 474 and encodes 157 amino acids. Lineage: Eukaryota; Fungi; Ascomycota; Eurotiomycetes; Eurotiales; Aspergillaceae.
AUGAAUGACCAUCGCUAUGAUUCGCCACAACUUGUCGAUACAGUCAAGAAAUAUAAGCAAGGCCUUUCUGACACUGAGUAUCGACGUUGCCUAGACAAUCUCCAGAGCCUUGAUCCUUGCCAUGACAAAAACCGAAUCGAGGAUGAUAAAGAUAGCCUUUUGAGAGACUUAUACUGUUGGGUGCUUGACGAUCCCCAGUUCAAGAAGUGGAUAGAUGGUGAUUUCGGUCAGCUUCUCUGGAUUAAGGGUGAACCUAGCAAGGGAAAGACGAUGUUGCUCUGCGGGAUUAUCGAUGAGCUACACAAAAUUAUUACGCGUGACACUAAUAUCUCGUUCUUUUUCUGCCAAGCUACGAACAGCCGCAUCAAUAAUGCGACAGCCGUCCUGCGAGGGCUUAUAUAUAUGCUUGUGAAGAAACAACGCUCACUUAUCAAACAUAUCCAGGAUGGUAAUUUCGACGGCGAGAAUGCAUAG